Messenger RNA from Aspergillus aculeatus ATCC 16872, 321 nucleotides. RefSeq lists its product as uncharacterized. Bases 1 to 321 code for a protein of 106 amino acids. The record is from RefSeq and is a predicted model, not a curated record. NCBI's taxonomy places the organism in Eukaryota, Fungi, Ascomycota, Eurotiomycetes, Eurotiales, Aspergillaceae. The transcript has a single exon.
AUGCAGCUCUUCGGGUUCCUUAGCGUCAUGGUGGCGAUCUCCUCCGCAUCUGCCUACCAGGUCCGGGCCUACUCCGACACCAGCUGCGACACUCUCGUUUGGGAAGCCAACUACGAGGAAGUCGGUCGCUGUGUCACCUUCAAGGUGGGAUCGACUGUGCGCGCUGUCCGCUUGCCAACCAGCGGUUACUCGCUCGAGGCUUUCCACCUGACAAAGUGUGAUACCUCGAUCCUCUACGCAGAAACCACCAUGGGGGCGCCCACCGGCUGUCUGACUUUGGACGAAGAUGUGUCUUUUGGAUCCUUCAGGGUCACGAGCUAA